AUGGUGGAGAAUCUGGAUGCUAGCUUUACACAAGAGGAAGUGAAAAGAGCCCUUGAUGAGAUGCACCCUACAAAGGCACCUGGCCCAGAUGGUAUGGCUCCAUUAUUCUAUAAGAAUUUCUGGUCAGUAGUUGGUCAAGAUGUUACAGAUGCUGUUCUUUCUUUUGUUCCUGGUAGAUUAAUCACUGAUAAUGUGUUAGUGGCUUAUGAGGUGAUACAUUUUCUGAGAAUGAAGAGAAGUGGAAGAGAUGGGUUUAUGUCUUUGAAGUUGGACAUGAAUAAAGCUUAUGACAGAAUUGAAUGGCCUUUUCUUGAAGAAGUGAUGAAGAAGAUGGGUUUUAGUAAAAAAUGGCUGAAUCUGAUCAUGCUUUGUGUAAGGUCAGUAUCAUUUUCUAUUUUAGUGAAUGGAAAGCCAACAGGUCAUAUUUUUCCUUCUCGUGGGUUGAGCCAAGGGGAUCCUAUUUCACCCUAUCUUUUCUUGCUUUGCACAGAAGGUCUUAUUUCUUUAUUGGAUCAGGCAAACACUUAUCAACAAAUUGAAGGUAUCCGAGUAUGCAGGGAAGCCCCUAAGUUAAAUCAUCUGUUGUUUGCAGAUGAUAGUGUCAUUUUCUGUAAAGAAAACUUGGAAAUCUGUUUAAAUCUUCAGCAUAGGCUGGGUAUAUAUGAGCAAGCUUCAGGUCAGAAGAUCAACCGUGGGAAAACUUCUACGGUAUUCAGUCAUAAUGUACCAUUUUCUCAAAGGGAGGCAAUUAUGCAGUUUUGGGGUGUUCAACAUUACCAUCAAUAUGAAAAGUACCUAGGCCUUCCUCCUAUGGUUGGAAGAGGGAAAUAUAGAGCUUUCUCAGCUUUGAAGCACAGAGUUUGGUCUAAGUUGCAAGGGUGGAAAGAAAAACUACUGUCUCAAGGAGGGAAAGAAGUUCUGUUGAAGGCAGUGGCCCUUUCAAUUCCCACCUACACUAUGAGCUGUUUUAAACUACCUAAGUCCCUAUGUUCUGAGCUAGAGGGCAUGAUGGCAAAUUUUUGGUGGGGUCAAAGGAAAGAAGAAAGGAAGCUGUGUUGGGUGAGUUGGCAUAAAAUGUAUAGUCCUAAAACUGAAGGUGGUAUGGGAUUUCGAGAUUUACAGAUUUUUAACAAAGCUCUCCUUGCAAAACAGGGUUGGAGAAUUUUGUCAAAUGAAGAUUCUCUUCUCCAUAAGGUGGCUUUGGGAAAUGGCUUAUCUAUAAAACUAUGGUCUGAUUACUGGCUGCCAAAUCACAAGCUCAUAUCUCAUCAACCUGGUUUUGAACACCUAAGGGAUUAUACAGUGGCUUACCUGAUGCAUGAUGAUCAAAGAAGCUGGGACAUUGACAAGGUCAGAAGUCUACUACCAGUUCAUAUGGCCACUGAGGUUCUUAGCAUCAGAAUUCCUUCAGAAAAUGUGGCAGAUAAACUUGUGUGGGAACAUGAGAGUAGUGGUAUCUAUAGUGUCAAGAGUGCAUACUCUUUUUUCACUAAGGUGGAGCAAAAUAGACAGGAAGCUGAGAGCUCAACAGCUGCAGAUCAGAAGCUGAUAUGGAAGAAUAUUUGGAAGCUUCAUGUUCCUCACAGAAUUAAAGUUUUUGCAUGGAGGGUGUGCAAGAAUAUACUCCCUACUCUCAGCAAUUUGAAAAGUCGAAAAUUACUUGUGGAUGACAGUUGCAUUUGGUGCCAAGAAGAAAUGGAAGAUGUUAACCAUGCUUUGGUUUACUGUCCCUUAAUUAUAGAUUGUUGGAUGCAUCUCUUUCCAUCCCUCAAAACAUCUAUUCAGAGACAGGAUUUUUUACAACUUGUUCUGUCUGUUAUCAGAGGAAAAUCUGAGGGUGAGUUGGAAAAGCUCUUUCUAAUGGCAUGGGGUUUCUGGUAUAGUCGAAAUCAGUGGAUAUGGAAACCACCUCCUUCGGGCAUGCUAAAGCUUAAUGUAGAUGGGGCACUCUUUAGUGAUCAAUUUAGGUCAGGUAUUGGAGUGGUUUUAAGAGAUGACAGAGGACAGGUCUUGUUUGCAGCUAGUAAACCAGAAGAAGCUCUUGCUGAUCCUAUGGAAAUUGAAUUAAUUGCUAUGUUAAGGGGCCUGCAAUAG
This is a messenger RNA of Carya illinoinensis, 2094 nucleotides long. RefSeq lists its product as uncharacterized. NCBI's taxonomy places the organism in Eukaryota, Viridiplantae, Streptophyta, Magnoliopsida, Fagales, Juglandaceae. The transcript is spliced from 4 exons. Gene Ontology annotation, molecular function: RNA-DNA hybrid ribonuclease activity; nucleic acid binding. The record is from RefSeq and is a predicted model, not a curated record. Bases 1 to 2094 code for a protein of 697 amino acids.